Rhagoletis zephyria (snowberry fruit fly) is the source of this 819-nucleotide messenger RNA. RefSeq names its product MRG/MORF4L-binding protein-like. Gene Ontology annotation, biological process: regulation of transcription by RNA polymerase II. NCBI's taxonomy places the organism in Eukaryota, Metazoa, Arthropoda, Insecta, Diptera, Tephritidae. Gene Ontology annotation, cellular component: NuA4 histone acetyltransferase complex; nucleus. The record is from RefSeq and is a predicted model, not a curated record.
GCCCCAUUAUUCACACAAAGAAAAAUAAGGAAACACGAGUUUGUGUGUCUUUUCGCCCGGCAUUCAUUUGGACUGCUCAAGAACAUUAUCAAUUUCGCUGAAAACGUGUUAGUGUGGAAAAUUGUGAAAUCUUUUAGAUUUUCCAAUAUGACGGUUUCGCGGGAAAAGGCAUCAAUUUCGGCGGUGCCCCCCAGCGAUAGUGAACAAAUCGAAUGGUCGGCCGAGGAGGAAAUACAAUUGUUUUUCGCAUUGGAGGGUUUGAAGCCUGUUGGCAUUAACAAACAUUUCUACAUGGUUUGUAUUGCUGAUCGCCUAUCAAAGAAUUUGCAACGUGAUGUUCCAGCAGAAGCAAUAUGGGCACAUUUGCGCACUAUGUACAAUUUAGAUGUUUUGGAUGAGUUGGAGCCGCUACCGUUUCCUAACGAGGAAAAAGAAUUCUCAUUACCGGAAAUAGAGUUUUCGGCUUUGCUGUCAAAAAAACGUGCAGAGUGUGAAGAGAAACAACGGCUAAGCAGCGUAGAUUCCACUGGAGGUCCGCCUUCGAUUAUUGCCGUGGCUACUGAUAACACCACAAAGAGCGGCAGUGGAGAAAAAACAUCUUCACAUAAAGCUAGUUCUAGCAGUCACCAUUCCAAAGAGGUGGACAAAAAGAUAACAGCAAAGCUGACUGAUAUUCCAAAACGUACGCCCAAGCGUACUCGUGGUUCGAUGUCAUUAGAAUCUAAUAGCAGUCCAUCCACAACACCGCCGCCAAUGCAAAGCAGUAAAAGGCGGCGUAUUUAAAUGCCAAAUACAAUAACAUACAUAAAAGUAAUAUUA